Miniopterus natalensis is the source of this 3703-nucleotide messenger RNA. RefSeq names its product NUS1 dehydrodolichyl diphosphate synthase subunit (gene NUS1). The record is from RefSeq and is a predicted model, not a curated record. Gene Ontology annotation, cellular component: dehydrodolichyl diphosphate synthase complex; endoplasmic reticulum membrane. NCBI's taxonomy places the organism in Eukaryota, Metazoa, Chordata, Mammalia, Chiroptera, Miniopteridae. Gene Ontology annotation, molecular function: ditrans,polycis-polyprenyl diphosphate synthase [(2E,6E)-farnesyl diphosphate specific] activity.
CUGCCCAGGCAGGAGGAAGAUGGCGGCGGGGGCGAGGUGAGGUGUUGGCGGUGGAGAGGGGCUCGGGCGCCGGGGACGGGGGGACGCGGAACCAUGGCCCGCGGCGGCCGCAGGGGUAGAUAAGACGCCGUCGCGCCGCGGGUGUGGGAGGGCAGGGGCAGCCUGGCGCCGCGGGAGUAUGACGGGGCUGUACGAGCUGGUGUGGCGGGUGCUGCACGCUUUGCUCUGCCUGCUCCGCACGUUCACCUACUGGCUCCGCGUUCGGUUCGGCACCUGGAACUGGAUCUGGCGGCGCUGCUGCCGCGCCGCCUCCGCCGCGGUCCUAGCGCCACUUGGCUUCACGCUCCGCAAGCCCCCGGCUGCUGGCAGGAACCACCGGCAGCACCGGCACCGAGGGGGGCCGGGCCCCGGCGCCACCCACCCCCGGCUGCGCUGGCGUGCGGACGGCCGUUCCCUGGAGAAGCUGCCGGUGCACAUGGGCCUGGUGAUCACCGAGGAGGAGCAGGAGACCAGCUUCUCGGACAUCGCAAGCCUCGUGGUGUGGUGUAUGGCCGUGGGCAUCUCCUACAUUAGCGUCUACGACCACCAAGGUAUUUUCAAAAGAAAUAAUUCCAGAUUGAUGGAUGAAAUUUUAAAACAGCAGCAGGAACUUCUGGGCUUAGAUUGCUCCAAAUACUCAACAGAGUUUGCAAAUAGUAAUGACAAAGAUGAUCAAGUUUUAAAUUGCCAAUCGGCAGUGAAGGUCCUGUCUGCAGAAGAUGGAAAAGCAGAUAUUGUGCGAGCUGCUCAGGAAUUUUGCCAGUUAGUAGCCCAGCAGCAAAAGAAAUCCACAGAUUUGGAUGUGCAUAUGUUAGACAGUUUACUUAGUUCAAAUGGUUUUCCUGAUCCUGAUGUAGUAUUGAAGUUUGGUCCUGUGGAGAGCACAUUAGGCUUUCUUCCCUGGCACAUCAGAUUGACUGAGAUUAUCUCUUUGCCUUCCCACCUAAACAUCAGAUAUGAGGACUUUUUGUCUGCCCUUCGUCAGUAUGCAGCAUGUGAACAGCGUCUGGGAAAGUAGCCAUCACUGGUUGCAUAAUUUGAUUUCAGGCUUUUGGAGAAAAGGACACAAGUGACUCUGAUGUUUACAAAGCACCUAUGAAACCCUGUACACACCUAGUUCAUAAUCCUUAUAAUUUAUCAACAAACACAAAAAAGUGUCUUACUUGAGAGUAAGUAUGUGUGAGUGUGUGUGUGUGCGCAUGCGUGUGUGUAUGGAAAUAAACUUAUAAAUGGGAAGUAUUGGAGAAGGAAAUACAUGGACUUGCUCCUUUGAGCAAAUAGCAGUAAUGUUAGAGGAGCUGAAAUUUCAGUUUUAAAGCCUUCAGCCCCAACUAUUUCCCUGUUUUUGUAGGGAGAUGAGUGGGUGUUUAGAGCUAUUGGAUUGUUAUUUUGGGGGGAGGGGAAUACUUUUUUUCAGUCUUUCCUGGUGACCAAACUUUAAUUUUUAAGAAUAAUAUAUUGACUUAUUAAAUGGAAGCAUUCUGAGUUUGAGGGAUUUCCAGAGGAAUGAGUUCCAUGUUGCUCACAUGUUAAAAACUUGCUCACCAUUGAAGCAGAAGGAAUACCUGUUUCCAGAUACCCGUCCAUUUCAUCUCAUCGUUAUUGUCAGACAAUGUGACUGGAGAGUGUUGAUCUGGUGUCUUUGUUCUGGGUUGUGAAGAUCACUUGAAGAAGAACUCUCACUACACUGACAUGCAGAAAUUCAAAAAUUUAAGUAUUAGGCAGUUCAUAAAAGGUAAAGAAGUUGUAAUCUGAAAAGUAAAGGGGGAAAGUUUCAUAAAAAAGGACAGAGUUUGGAUUUUCAUUUUUGUUUGAUGGACAGUGUGCUGCAUAGUAUCCAAAGUUACUUAAAAAAUAUUUCCAUUAACUAUGUUUAUUUAAAAUAAGCAUUUGAGGGAAAUUACAAGGCAGCUCUUUUCCUCAAAAGUAACCUGUUCCUUUUUGGAAUCGCAUUUAGGACCAUGUUAAUACCCAGGGUUUUUGCUCAGUAAAUCCUGAUGGUGACUUUGUAGAAAAGAUCUUUAAGUGAGAUUGAGGCCUACGUAGGUAAUAAAACAUUACCAAAGUCUACAAAGUAAUUUAAUUUUACAUGUUCUCUUUCAUGACAGAGAACAGCACUGGUUCUGUUAUUUUUUUAAAUGAAUAAGUGAUUUUUUGGUAGGUGUUUAAUAUUUCUUUCCUCACUGCUGAUCCUUAGACAGAAACCAUUCUUUAUAGUUGAUGGACUGUUUUCAGAAAAAUCUUAUCAACAGAUGUAUAAGAGUUAUCUAAAAUUGUACGUUUUGAAUGGAGAAGUUUAAAUACUAGGUUUCAGAAGUCUGAAAAAUGACAGCGAAGACUGGAUUUGGAAAGCAAGGUCUGGACUUGCUUGUCAGAAUCUGAAGGUAUGAAGAAUAAACGUUUCAAUUUUGGAUUUCAAAACCCCAUUUAUGAUUUUAAAAUUAUACUUGAAAUAAAAUAUUUAAACUAAAUUUUGGUUUAGUGAUAUUACUUUGCACUUCAUAGUUCUUUUGAACAUUGCAAGACUUUUUUUUUUUAAGUCAGUUUAUUGCUGAAAGUUUUGUGUGAAGCUACAGCAUAUCUCUAAACUUUACUAGAGAAUUUUUUAUUUCUGUUCCCCUGUACUGUGAUUCAUGUUGUAUUGAGGCUUUUUUUGGCCUAAGUUUAAGAUUGAAUUUAUGCCUUUUAUAAACAUGUCAUUUUUUAAACAUUUGGAAUGUGUAUAGCUUUAAUGAAUUAAAUGUAAUCAGCCCAAUUGAAGUGAAGAAAUUUUAUGUUAAAAUGAAAUUAGUCAAAUAAAUUACCCGCUGGGAUAUAGCCAAAGUCACUAAAGGUUUCAUAGUUUAUUUUCUUCCAUUUUGUAGCAGUGUAGUGUCGCACAUCAGAGUGAAUCUUUAACCUGUGACCCGAGUCUAUUUUCGUCCUAAGAGAAGACCCGUGAAACAAGUUGCUAAGGAUUCUGAAUUCAGAUAUAGGCAUUCCAGAUCCUUCUCCUCACUAGUACAAUCUCCACAAUUUGAAUGGCAUCGGUCAUUCUGGAAUUUCUGCCAAAAUUAGCACUAGUUACUCCUCAUUGGGGCUCCGUUUGCACUCCCAAGAACUGAUUAUUUUAAAGAAAGAUGUUGUUUGUCUUUAUAGCUAUUGAAGGAUAUUGUCUUUAAGUUGUUUCCUCCUGACAGUACCCAUAAUGGAAAAAUUACCAAGACCUACAUUGUAGAUGGCAGCUCAGGUGGAGCAUAGCAAAAAGUCAGAGAGUUUGAAUUCCAGUCCCAAUUCUGGUUUUGUUUUGUUUCUUAAAAAUGAUUAGUUACAAAGUUUGAAAGCUGGUGUUGAUGCGAAUAGCAAAUUGUGGUAUAUUGUGACUAAGGCUUAAUGCCUAAGAGAGGGUGGUAUUGUUAAUAAACAGUGCCAAACACACUGUGCAUAUCUACAAAUUAAUCUUUGAAUGUAUGUUACUUGAUAGCUCUCUCCUCUUGUGUGAUGGUACCGUGCAGUCAAAUCUUUGUGAUGUUUUAUAUGGCUGUAGACUUUGGUGACAUGUAAAUAAUGUGUAAAGCAAGUUUUUAUGAUUAAGGAAUCAAAUUUAUUGAAUUUUAUGACCGAAAGUUGAAAGUUAACAUGUAUGAACAAAAACAAUAAAAGAAUAUACUCUUUUCAUGAACUA